Molecule: messenger RNA, 524 nt
Organism: Hypomesus transpacificus
Lineage: Eukaryota; Metazoa; Chordata; Actinopteri; Osmeriformes; Osmeridae
Product: 40S ribosomal protein S17-like
Exons: 5
Coding region: 71-475 (134 amino acids)
Biological process (GO): translation
Cellular component (GO): ribosome
Molecular function (GO): structural constituent of ribosome
Source: RefSeq, a predicted model, not a curated record
GCACUUCCGGAUGUCCUUCUUAACUUCCGCCUGAGAAAUCGUUGGGUCUCUUCUACCAGCCCGAUUCAACAUGGGACGAGUCAGGACUAAAACGGUAAAAAAGGCGGCCAGGGUCAUUAUUGAGAAGUAUUACACUCGGUUGGGAAAUGACUUCCACACCAACAAGAGGGUGUGUGAGGAGAUCGCCAUCAUCCCCAGCAAGAAGCUGCGCAACAAGAUUGCUGGGUAUGUGACCCAUCUGAUGAAGCGCAUCCAGAGAGGGCCAGUCAGAGGCAUCUCCAUCAAGCUGCAGGAGGAGGAGAGGGAGAGGAGGGAUAACUACGUCCCAGAGGUGUCUGCUCUGGAUCAGGAACUCAUCGAGGUUGAUCCCGACACCAAGGAAAUGCUCAAGCUUCUGGACUUUGGUGGACUGUCCAACCUACAGGUCACCCAGCCCACUGUUGGAAUGAACUUCAAGACACCUCGAGGCGUCUAGGCGUUUUGUUAAUAUCUCUUAAUAAAGUAAAAAAACAAAACAAAAAACA